Messenger RNA from Malassezia vespertilionis, 1638 nucleotides. RefSeq lists its product as uncharacterized. Gene Ontology annotation, biological process: protein folding in endoplasmic reticulum. Lineage: Eukaryota; Fungi; Basidiomycota; Malasseziomycetes; Malasseziales; Malasseziaceae. Gene Ontology annotation, molecular function: misfolded protein binding; protein-folding chaperone binding. The record is from RefSeq and is a predicted model, not a curated record. Gene Ontology annotation, cellular component: endoplasmic reticulum. The transcript has a single exon. The coding region runs from base 1 to 1638 and encodes 545 amino acids.
AUGGCCCGGCAAUUCUUUUGGCAGCUCGCGCUAGCUGUGUACGUGAGCAUAGUCUUAAUCUGCAAAGUGACAGUUGUGCAUGCGGAUACAGCAGCAGGUCAUGGAGAUUGGCUGCGCAAGGCAAAUGCGGCGCUCAGUUCGUACGACUAUGUAAGCGCAUUGGAAGCGUUCGAUGAGGCAAUCGAGCAAGAUCCGCAUUCAUACCUUACCUAUUUUCGUCGCUCUACAGCACAGCAAGCGCUUGGACGUACUGCUGCAGCUCUCGCAGAUUUGCAAGCGACUAUAUCGCGGAACCCAUCGUUUGCCAAGGCCUACCUACAGGAAGCUCGUAUUCAUUUGAAGGAGGGCGAUUUUGCGCUUGCGCUGGAUGCGUUAAAGCGACUUUCAAAGCACCCCGACAAGGAAGCUGCGAUAGAUGUAUCACAGGCAAAGGAACUUGAGGCGCAGGCGAAGCACGGCAAGGAUUUGGAAAAGAAACUAAGCAAACUCGCAAAAGGUGGCGCGGCCAAGGCGGAGGAGUGUGCAAGCGUUGCUAGCACGCUUUUGAAGCUUGCACCUAACCAUUUGUCUGCGCGCAGCCACCGUGCCCAGUGUGAAGCCGAGCGUGGAAACCUGGACGAGGCAUUUGUCGACUGGACUCGACAGAGUGCGUUGACAUCAUCACCGCUGCUACAACUGCGUCUCUCUCUUAUUGCCUACUAUAUCCUGGGAAUGCGCGACUCACAGAUGCAGGAUGCUGGCGUGCGGCACAUAAAGGCGUGUUUACACAAUGACCCCGACAACAAGUCCUGUAUUCGUGCGUACAAGCUUCUACGCAAGAUAGAAAAAGCGCUGAACAAGGCCAGGCUUCAUAUGGAGAAUGGAAAAUGGGUUGCUACUAUCAGCGCUCUCAAAGGCCCCAAGUUGGGUGCGCCCACGAUUCUGGAAGACGUGGAGCAGGUGCUGCAACAGGCCCAAAAGCCACAACCGCCUUACGACGAGCCGCUCUUGCCGGCGACGAUCAAGAACCCCGCCGAAAAGAGCGAGCUGGUAUUCGAGAUCCAUUCCUUGUAUUGCAAGGCCUACUCGGAGCAGCAUUUGUUCAAAAAGGCGAUGCAUUUUUGCGACAAGGUACUUGCACGGAACCCAGACGACAGGAUUGCGCUUGCAGCCAAAGGGGAAGAUCAUCUUGCGAACGGCAGGUACAAUGAAGCGGUGCAAAUUUUAUCGCGCGCAUUUGAACUCUCCGGCAAUGCAGACCGCGACCUGUACCAACGGCUGGCUAAAGCACAAAAAUUACUGAAGCAGUCCAACUCAAAGGACUACUACAAGGUGCUUGGCGUUGCCCGGGAUGCUGACGAACGCACGAUCAAGAAAGCAUACCGCAGACUUGCACGGGAGCACCAUCCUGACAAGGGCGGCAGCCAGGAGAAGAUGGCCGAGAUUAAUGAGGCAUUCGGCGUGCUCAACGACUCCGAACUUCGCGAGCGGUACAACCAGGGCGACGACCCCAACGAUCCCUUGGGCAGCCAAGAUCAACACUCACAGGCAUUCCACUACAGCGGCGGUGGCCACCCCUUUUCCCAAUUUUUCCAAAACGAUGCAUUCCAUCAGUUUGCGCAAGGCCAAAGCGGCCAACAGUACCAUUUUUCCUUUUAA